CCUACGCCUUUUUGAGAAUAAGGCUUGCAUAAGCCUGACUUUACGUCAUUUCCUAAGUGCUGGAGGAGGAAGCACUGAACUGGGGUAAAUACAGUUUCGUUUGCUUUUUCUGAAAACUUGCGGGAAGGUCAUCCUGAAUGAGCCAGGUUUCUGUUAAAGAGUAAGCCUUGCAUUUUGAAUAUGCUCCGACUGGCUGCAUCAUCCUUAUGUGUUUACUGCCAGCGUCUCCAGAUCUCCUUGCCCCACAGCAACAGGUUCCAUAUUAGUGCUGGCCGGUGUGCUGCCCUAGGUACUGGAGAUUCAAAGGCUGAGAACAAAUGCACUGUGGACUGCCUCUGUAAUUUAUCAGUGGAUAUUAGAAAAAUACGCAAACUGAAAGGUUGGGUGCUGUUUGAAGAUACCACCUACGUCAAUGAAAUCGCAGGUGUUUUAAAAGAAAUGGGUGCAGACAGGAUGACAAUAGCUAGCAUACUGGAACAGUGUCCUGAGGCAUUGCUUUGUACCCCUGCUGAAGUCAACACUCAGAAAGAGUUGUGGAGGUCAGUAUGUCCCAACGAGAAAGAACUAGUAAAGAUAAUUGAAAAGUUUCCUUAUUCAUUUUUUACUGUCAGUCACCAUGCCAACCAGAAGGCAAACAUUGAGUAUUUUCAGGGAUUAAAUAUGAACAAGAGGACACUCAGCAAACUGAUGGCCAGUUCGCCCCAGAAUUUCAGCAACCCAGCUGAGAAGAACAAAGAGAUGAUCAGUACUUUGCAAGAAAUGUAUCUGAAACUGGGUGGACUGGAAGCCAAUAUGAAAAUUUGGUUGCAUAAACUUUUGAGCCAAAAUCCAUUUAUUUUAAUGAAACCCCCUGGGACAGUAAAGGAUAACAUGAUGUUUCUGCAGAAAAGGGGGUUUACUGAUGCAGAACUUCUUGCACUUCUGUCUAAGCUAAGAGGGUUUAUCAUUGAGCCAUCUCCUAUUAGCAUGGAGAAGAGCCUGGCAUACGCCAAGGAAAUGUUACAGUGCAGUGAUGAUCAAGAGCUGAAAGAGAUUGUAUUAAAAUGCCCAGCUCUUUUGUACUAUUCCGUUCCAGUUUUAGCAGAGCGCUCAAAGGGACUUUUAAAUGAGGGCAUUACUAUUGACCAAAUAAAAGAGACCCCAACAGUGUUGGAGUUAACAACACAGAUAGUGCAAUAUAGAAUAAAAAAAUUAAGUGCUUCGAGGUAUAAUAUUAAACAAGGCAGUCUUGAACCUUUAAAUGGGACAAAAAAAGAGUUUGAGGUAAGCUAUGGAAAAAUCCACCUGAAGAAAGAGCGACCAUUGUUUAAUCCAGUGGCUCCCUUGAAAGUUGAUGAAUAGCAAAGUGUGUAUUUAGGGUAACAAUCUGCAGAAAUGAAAAAGAAACAAGAUGUAGCUGCAUUGUUUUUGAAUACUGUUGUAAUUUUUUUUUCUGCAGUAUCAAUUACUGUAGUAUCGUGCUUGUAUCAAACUAUAGAUGUCUUUGGAAGUUAUCCAACUUGAGUGCAAUUUCAUUUUUUUUCAAAUGUAAUUGAGUGUGUUGAAAAAUGUAUCGCACUGAAGGAAAAUAAAAAUGAACAAGUGAAA
Molecule: messenger RNA, 1587 nt
Organism: Acipenser ruthenus (sterlet)
Lineage: Eukaryota; Metazoa; Chordata; Actinopteri; Acipenseriformes; Acipenseridae
Gene: mterf2
Product: mitochondrial transcription termination factor 2
Exons: 2
Coding region: 181-1341 (386 amino acids)
Biological process (GO): regulation of DNA-templated transcription; termination of mitochondrial transcription
Cellular component (GO): mitochondrial matrix
Molecular function (GO): double-stranded DNA binding
Source: RefSeq, a predicted model, not a curated record